GCUCGCCGCGGCGGAAACCCGGGAGCGGCUGUAGCCCAACGGCCCUGGCCCUCGCCCCUAGGCACUAGCAAGCGCCUUGAAAUAACAGCCGCAGCGGCGCGCGAACACGUUACUGGCAGCGGGGAAGGGGAGCGGACCGAGGGCGCCGCUUAGAAGAUUAUGGCACAGGCUCAAGGCUUUGGGAGAAGAUACAUUAAAGCCUUUUUUAAAGGCUUCUUUGUUGCUGUUCCUGUGACAGUGACUUUUCUAGAUAGAGUGGCCUGUGUCGCAAGAGUGGAAGGAGCAUCAAUGCAGCCUUCCUUGAAUCCAGGGGAAAGACAGAUAUCUGAUGUAGUGCUUUUAAACCAUUGGAGCAUUAGGAAUUAUGAAGUGCAACGUGGAGACAUUGUGUCAUUAGUGUCUCCUAAAAACCCUGAACAGAAGAUCAUUAAACGAGUGAUUGCUCUUGAAGGAGACAUUGUCAAAACCAUUGGGUACAAAAACAAGUAUGUGAAAGUUCCGCAUGGCCAUAUAUGGGUGGAAGGUGAUCACCACGGGCACAGCUUUGACAGUAAUGCUUUUGGCCCGGUUUCUCUUGGGCUUUUACAUGCUCGUGCUACCCAUAUCCUGUGGCCUCCCAGGCGCUGGCAGAAGUUACAACCUAUGCUGCCUCCAGAACGUACACCUCUUCACAGUGAUCAAGAAUGACCUACAUGCGCAUGAUGGAGAAAUGAAAUAUUGAUAGUAGGAUUAACCAUCAAGAGGGGUAGAUGGUGUAACAGAACAAAUAAGAACGCCAAUUGUACUAUAACAGAUACUGCUGCAGCAGAAAUUCCCUUAUGUUAAGGUGUCACUUUAAAUCUAAUUUUUUUCUUUAAUCUGUAACAUCACAUGGUGCAUUAUUUUGUCUUGGAGUAAUUAUUCUCUGAUUGUGGAGUAUUCCAAGGUUCAAUUUUCUAGAAACAGUAAAAUAUAUGAGCCAUUGUCUGUUCUAGUGCUCCUGUUGAUAAGACAUUAUUGUAACAGUCUAUAAAACGUUUUAAUCUUUUGCUUUUGAUUUGUUUCUUUAACAGCUUGACAGAUCCUUGAAAAUUAAUAUUUUGUUAAAAAUGUGAAGUCAAUCCAGUACUUCAUCAUUUCAGUUAAGUCUGAAUAUGUAGAAGCAUUUACUCAUAAUAUAACAUUUUGAAUUGCACUAUAAUUGUUAAAAUUGAAAAAGCAGCAUUUCUGUAUAUGAAAAGCUAAUUGUACAAUAUGUGCAGAAAAGAAUAAAAAUGCAUCUUUAAUCCA
This is a messenger RNA of Mauremys mutica (yellowpond turtle), 1269 nucleotides long. It is a transcript of the gene IMMP2L, whose product is annotated as inner mitochondrial membrane peptidase subunit 2. The coding region runs from base 160 to 687 and encodes 175 amino acids. Gene Ontology annotation, biological process: mitochondrial respiratory chain complex assembly. The record is from RefSeq and is a predicted model, not a curated record. Lineage: Eukaryota; Metazoa; Chordata; Testudines; Geoemydidae. Gene Ontology annotation, cellular component: mitochondrial inner membrane peptidase complex; membrane. Gene Ontology annotation, molecular function: serine-type endopeptidase activity. The transcript has 6 exons.